Molecule: messenger RNA, 1407 nt
Organism: Acanthamoeba castellanii str. Neff
Lineage: Eukaryota; Discosea; Longamoebia; Acanthamoebidae
Product: PHDfinger domain containing protein
Exons: 9
Coding region: 1-1407 (468 amino acids)
Molecular function (GO): protein binding; mRNA binding
Source: RefSeq, a predicted model, not a curated record
AUGAAAAGGAAGAGUUCCUCUACGGUCGGGGCGAGUGAAGCGCGAGAGGGCGAAAAGGAGGCCGCGGCCCAGACUGUGGAUUCGAGAGAUGAUGAAUGGACGGGGGCGUGGUUGGAAAAUGUGAGCGGAUCCGACAUGGUGGGAGAGCCAGGCGUACCUGCCUGCGUCCCGCUCCGCCUAUGGCUGGACUCGCCGAGACGCCCGCUGCUGGUGUCGCGGCGGCACGCCAUGCUCACCUACCACGCCGAUGCCGACGCGUGGGUGCUGGAGGACCUCAAGUCGGUCAACGGCAUCUUCGUCAACGGAAAGAAAGUCGGCCGCGCGGUCCUAAGCGACGGCGAUUUGAUCACGUUCGACGAGCGAGGCGGACGCACGCGCACCGGCGCCACGAAGCAGCUCAGCGAAUGCGUCUGCAUCUAUCGCUUCUACAAGUCCGGGUACAACACCAGACCGAGAGGAGAGGCCGACCAGCGGACAACGGCAUCAGCGGCGGCGCCGGCAACGACGCGCGAGCAGGCCGCCGGGUCGGGGUCGGCGGACACUGCCCCGCCCGUCGCGAAGCGACCGCGCAAGGACCCCACAGCCGAUUCCGCCAAGUCAGCGCCGGCCAUCGCCAAAGUGCCCGAUUCCCAGGAUGAAGACGAAGAGGAGAAGGAGGAAGACGAGGAGGAGGAGGAACUGGAAGAAGACGAGGAGGAGGAGGAAGAAGAAGAAGAAGAAAAGGAGAAGGAGAAGGAAGAGAAGAAUGAAGAAAAGGCGAAGGACGAGGAAGAAGAGGAAAAAGAGGAGGAGGACGAGGAAGAGAAUGAGACAAACGGGGCGGAUAAGCAGAAGAAGAACGGAAAGGAGGAAGAGAAGGAGACCGCGAGCGGUACGGCCACCAAUGGCAACAAUGCUGGCAGCUCCACCCCGACCAAAGGCGCGGCCUGCAAGUGUGGGAAGACCAAGGCCGAGGGUCUCAUGAUCCAAUGCGACUCGUGCACCUCCUGGUCUCACGCCGGAUGCGUCGGUCUAAGCAAGGCCAAGGCGGCGCAGCUGAAGAGCUGGCAGUGCGAGGCGUGCCGCAGCAAGGGCGCGGUGCCCGCCCCGUCGGCCCAUGUCGAGGACGACCCGCGCCAAUGGACACUCACCGAGGGCACCAUCAUCAGUUGUCUGCCUGAGCCAGCGAGUGGGGAUCGGUUUUGGCUCGCCGAGGUGGUUCACGACAAGAGGAAGGGGCAACGGACUGUGCAGGUGCGGUGGUUUGAGAAUGACCCGCGGAAACGGAAGCUGCACUACGUGCGGGGUGCAGAGCAGCGGCUCGCAGUGGCGACCAUCAUCUGCCCCGACGUGAGUGACCUGCUCGCCAAGGUGGGGCCAAACCUCUACAAGCUCCAGGACGAUCCGCGCCUCUACACGAUCACCUAG